Molecule: messenger RNA, 1098 nt
Organism: Oreochromis aureus
Lineage: Eukaryota; Metazoa; Chordata; Actinopteri; Cichliformes; Cichlidae
Product: dehydrogenase/reductase SDR family member 11-like
Exons: 7
Coding region: 241-996 (251 amino acids)
Source: RefSeq, a predicted model, not a curated record
GAAAAAGGACUACGAUACAUGUAGAAAAACUAGACCCUCGAUGUUCAUCAGUCAUUUGGGGAUGGGGGUUGCAGGGGGCGUGAAUGCCGCAAAGACGCGUAUGACGUAUUUCAGCUCGUAGGACGUUCAUGGCUACAUACAUUAAGAGCUUCGGGGUCACUGUGCUGCAGACUUGGAGUUAUCUUCUUUAUACUUGUGGUGCUUUCGUCCGUGUAGCAGGUUACCGGUGUCCGGGCUGUGAUGGAGCGCUGGCGGGGCAGAGUGGCUCUGGUGACCGGAGCCUCGGUCGGGAUUGGGGCGGCUGUGGCCGUAGAGUUAGUCCGACUCGGUAUGAAAGUGGUGGGCUGCGCCAGGGACGUUGGGAAAAUUCAGAAACUGGCAGCAGAGUGUCAGAGUGCUGGCCACCCUGGUGUUUUGGUGCCUUUCAAGUGCGAUUUGACCAACGAGGAGGAGAUUCUGUCCAUGUUUGCUGCAAUUAAAGAGCAGCACAAAGGCGUGGACGUGUGCAUCAACAAUGCUGGCUUAUCUCAUCCAGAACCUCUGCUAAGUGGCAAAACCAGCAGCUGGAAGAACAUGAUAGAUGUGAACGUUCUUGCACUAAGUAUCUGUGCACGUGAAGCAUAUCAGUCAAUGAAAGAGCGAAACGUGGAUGAUGGACACAUCAUAAACAUGAACAGCUUGUGUGGACAUCAAGUCUUUUCGUUGGCUGAUGCACAUUUCUACUCUGCCACCAAGCACGCCGUGACCGCACUGACUGAGGGCCUGAGGCAGGAGCUGCGUGCAGAAAACACCCAUAUCCGAGCUACAUGCAUUUCUCCCGGUGUGGUCGAGACAGAAUUUAUGUCACGGUUCUACAAUGACAGUCCCGAAAAAGCAGCUGGUAUAUAUGCUGCAGUCAAGCCUAUGAAGGCAAUAGACGUGGCCAGUGCUGUCACAUAUGUGCUCAGUGCCCCUCCUCAUGUUCAGAUUGGAGACAUUCACUUUGAGGGUGUGUAGCAGGUGUUUGUUUUUCUGGCAACCCCAGAGCAAGGGCCUAGUCCAGCCUUCACAUUAGGGUAGCUGAAAGAAGACAAAAUUUUAUUUUGCAUUUAAUGCUUG